AUGGCCACCACUAGAAGUAAUAAUAGUAUCAUCAGAAGCGGCAGCAACACCUCUUCAUCAACAAGGAGAAAUUACUAUGACGUGUUUGUAAGCUUUAGAGGUACAGAUACUCGCCUCAAUUUCACUGAUCAUCUUUUUGGAGCCCUCCAAAGAAAACAUAUUUUUGCAUUCAGGGAUGACACUAAGCUCAAUAAAGGUGAAUCCAUAGCACCUGAGCUCCUUCAAGCAAUUGAAGACUCUCGGGUCUUCAUUGUGGUUUUCUCUAAGAACUAUGCUUCCUCAACUUGGUGCUUGAGAGAAUUGGAACACAUCCUUCUUCACUGUGGUCAACGACCAGAAAAACGAGUUAUGCCUGUUUUCUAUGAUGUUGAUCCUUCUGAGGUGAGACAUCAAAAGGGAACUUAUGGCGAAGCCUUAGCUAAACAUGAACAAAGAUUCCAACAAAACUAUGAGAAGGUGCAAAGAUGGAGGGAAGUUCUAGCACAAGUCGCAGAUCUCUCUGGUUGGGAUGUUCGUCAUAAGCCACAAUAUGCAGAGAUUGAAAAGAUUGUUGAAGAGAUUAUAAAUUUAUUAGGUUACAAGUUUUCAAGUCUUCCAAAGGAUUUAGUAGGGAUGCACUCUUCUUUACACGAAUUAGAAAAGCAUUUACUUUUGGGCUCGCUUGAAGAUGUUCGUGUUGUUGGAAUUUGUGGUAUGGGUGGAAUAGGAAAGACAACUCUCGCUACUGCUUUAUACAACAAAAUCUCUCAUCAAUUUGAUGUGUGCUGCCUUAUUGACGAUUUAAGCAAAAGUUAUAGGCAAGAUGGUCCAAUCAGUACACAAAAGCAAAUUCUACUUCAAACUAUAGGCGAUCAACAGUUUCAAUCAUUCAACUCUUGCAACACAUCUAACCAAAUAGGAAGUAGACUGCGUCGUGUAAAGGCCCUUAUAACUAUUGACAAUGUUGAUCAAGUUGAGCAACUCGAGAAAUUAGAUCGUGAAUGGUUUGGUCCGGGGAGUAGAAUAAUUAUUAUUUCUUAG
Messenger RNA from Lathyrus sativus (Indian pea), 1020 nucleotides. NCBI's taxonomy places the organism in Eukaryota, Viridiplantae, Streptophyta, Magnoliopsida, Fabales, Fabaceae. The record is from the annotation of a GenBank genome assembly.